AUGUAUAUAGUGUAUCCUUCCCGUAUCGAAAAGAUUGAUUACGAUGAGGGGAAAAUGCUUGUGCAUUUUGACCGUUGGAGCCAUAGGUACGAUGAAUGGAUUCUCUGGGACAGCAACAGACUUCGACCAUUAGAGAGACCAGCGCUCCGCAAAGAGGGUCUCAAAGAAGAGGAGGUGUCUGAGAGACUCAGCGAGAUGAGAGCAUCUCGCCUUCGUGAGCUUCCUGGAAGUACAGAGAGCACAGAGGACCAAAAAGACUUACCCCAGCAGAGACAAGAAUUAAGAGAUGGUGAGGAGGUGCUUGCCCGAUGGACAGAUUGCCGCUACUAUCCUGCCAAGAUUGAAAGUAUCAACAAGGAAGUGUAUUGGUUUGUGUUCAAGCAGGACUGGAUCGCUCUGGUGAAGGCUGCUUCAGCUGCAGCCAAGAAUAAAGGAGGAAACAGGCCACGUACCAGCGCCAACAGCAACAAAGACCGAGAGGACAGGAGGGAACAGCGGUCGGAUGAAGAGCAUGAGGAUGACGAUGACGACGGUGAUGACGAUGACGACGAAGACGACGACGAUGAUGAUGUUGAUGUUGAUGAAGAUGAGAGUGAACCAGAGAAACUCGCAGUUCCAGCAGAACUGGACUCAGCUGAGGAAGACAGUAAGCUGGCUGCUGAGGAGCUUGAACCUGCUACCGCAAAGAGGAGAAGCAAAAGACAAGGCAACUUGUGCAGCGGUAAAAGGACACGUCUCAGCAAAGGGGCAGUUGAAGACAGCAGCACUGCAGUUAAAACAGAAGCUGCUCCACAAAAGCCAGCUUCAGGAAGUCCAUCCACAGCUCCUCCCACUAGCACUGCUCAAUCACCAAUCAGUGAGAAGGACAAAAUGACUGAAGUGUUGUCUAGUAAUCAAACAACACUUGAAGGGAACUCACCUUCUGUACUGACAGUUAUUAACACCAAGAAGUCAGAUGAUCCCACUGCUCCUAAUGAGUCUUUAAUAGACCUGGACCAUAAUAAAUUUAAAUGUAAAGUCCCUGGUUGCUCUAAAGCAUUCCGGAAAGCAAAACUGCUGGACUAUCACCUGAAGUACUAUCAUAACACUGAGAAAGAAAUGGACAGCGAGGUCUGCUCACCAGAAAGGGUGGGCCAACCAGGGCCCGCGUCUGCUUCCAUGCCUACAAGCACCUUGUCAGAUAUGCCAGAUAACAAGAGGCGCAGGACCGUCUCUACUUCUUCCUCUCUGUCCUCUCAGGGCUUCAUGCUUCAAAUGGACAGCUCUGGCUGUGUGAGGCCUCCAAAGUUCUGUAAGAAGAAACGUUCUUCUGCUUCUAUUAGUUCAGACAGACUUUGUAUAAAGACAGAGCGGAAAUUUAAACUGGAGGAUAAAUGUCAGUUGUUUGCGAAAAAGAGGGAUAAAGACAGAAGGGACAGGAAAGAGAAGGACAUUUUCCGAAUUAAACAGAAGAAAAAGAAAAAAAAGAAGAAGAAAUCAAAACUGCACUGUUACUCGGACCUGGAUGAGAUGUCGCUGGCUUAUUUGGAUAGGCCGUCUUCCCCAAUACAUCGCUCUUCCUCUAGUGCCUUCAAGCACAGCACCUUCCAAUACCCUCACCUAUCAGACAUCGACUUCCUGGAAGACUCUACCACUGAGAGUUUGCUGUUCAGUGGAGAUGAGUAUAACCAGGAUCUGGACUCCAUCACUAUGGAAGACUUCCAGGAUGAGGAAGAUGAUGGUGCCGAUGAAAUUGUUCGUUGCAUCUGUGAGAUGGAUGAAGAAAACGGCUUUAUGAUUCAGUGUGAGGAGUGUAUGUGCUGGCAGCACAGUGUGUGUAUGGGACUUUUGGAGGACAGCAUCCCUGAUCACUACAUAUGUUACAUCUGCAGAGACCCUCCAGAGAACUACUCUCAUCAGAACGCCAAGAAGAUCGUGUCCACUCACCAACUGCUGGCUGAUGUUUACAGUGUUAAAAACUUGCUCCAUGGACUUCAGCUGAAGAUGGAUAUUUUACAAAACAAACACAACCCAAGUUUGCACUUGUGGGCCCGGUCUUGGGUGAAUUCUGAUGAGGACCAACCUAUGGGUGGCGUUCCAGACUGCCUACAUUUCAAAGAGCACCUCAACCAGAACUCAAGCCCUCAAACUUAUAUUACAAGUGAGCACAGCUACCAGAAACCUCCCGGUACAGGCCUCGAACACACAAGGGAUGAGCAGGGGAUGCAAACGGCAUCUCAGUUUAACCGAAAGGAGGAAGAGGUGAGCAGUGCCAUUGCUCUGUCUGGCUGUGUGAAUGACAGCAAUAUGGGCUCCGUGGAGCAGGCCAGGAACUGUCUGCAAUGGCAGAUGAACCUGCUUACACACAUAGAGGAUGCAGAACCAGCUGUCUGGCCGUAUGGACCUCCUCGAGAAAGAGCUUGA
Messenger RNA from Puntigrus tetrazona (Sumatra barb), 2403 nucleotides. Its product is annotated as PHD finger protein 20-like protein 1. Gene Ontology annotation, biological process: regulation of transcription by RNA polymerase II. Gene Ontology annotation, cellular component: NSL complex. The transcript is spliced from 17 exons. Lineage: Eukaryota; Metazoa; Chordata; Actinopteri; Cypriniformes; Cyprinidae. Bases 1 to 2403 code for a protein of 800 amino acids. The record is from RefSeq and is a predicted model, not a curated record.